This is a messenger RNA of Lepisosteus oculatus (spotted gar), 2052 nucleotides long. RefSeq names its product RNA binding protein, mRNA processing factor 2a (gene rbpms2a). Gene Ontology annotation, biological process: negative regulation of smooth muscle cell differentiation. Lineage: Eukaryota; Metazoa; Chordata; Actinopteri; Semionotiformes; Lepisosteidae. The record is from RefSeq and is a predicted model, not a curated record. Gene Ontology annotation, molecular function: protein homodimerization activity; mRNA binding.
CCAUCUCCAACAUGAGUGCCACUUACUCUGUUUGGCUUUUAAUAUAAUUGAUCACCAAAUUAGAAACCAGAAGGAGGAAGACUACGACGCCGAGCCCCUUUAAAUUUUAGCUGGUUCUCUCUUUUUUUUCUUUCUCAUUUGAAAUUUAGCCCAAACAAGCUUGAUGUGAAGAGCCAAGGGAAAUAAGAUAUCUUCUUUUUUCCCUUCUCUCACCUUCACAGUGCACCUAUCCACUAAAUCACCUUUAGUUUUUAGGUUUUUUUUUGUACCUCCUCGGAUAUUUGUAGCUCAAGCACGGCUGCACUGGGGCACCCCAUUUUCUGAAGUCUUUCACGAAACAGCACCGAGAUUUUCUUCUGCAAGUUAAGGCACUUCAGGGAAAACCCACCAACUGCUGGGGGAAAACUUUUUUUUUCUUGUACAAAGAAGCGUUAAAAGUUCCACAAUGAGUAAUCUUAAACCCGACACUGAGCCGAACAACAACGCAGAAGAGGAGGUACGAACUCUCUUUGUCAGCGGCCUGCCAGUUGACAUCAAACCACGGGAACUCUACCUGCUAUUCAGACCAUUCAAGGGUUAUGAAGGUUCACUGAUUAAGUUAACAUCCAAGCAGCCUGUUGGGUUUGUUACCUUUGACAGCCGUUCUGGUGCUGAAGCGGCAAAAAAUGCAUUAAACGGAAUUCGCUUUGACCCAGAAAGCCCACAGACCCUGCGGUUAGAGUUUGCAAAAGCCAAUACGAAGAUGGCAAAGAGUAAGCUGAUGGCUACACCGAACCCCACAAAUAUCCACCCAGCUCUAGGAGCACACUUCAUUGCACGGGACCCAUAUGACUUGACAGGAGCAGCACUCAUCCCUGCCUCUCCGGAGGCGUGGGCCCCCUAUCCCCUGUACACCACGGAGCUGACCCCUGGCAUCCCUCAUGCCGCCUUCACCUACCCCGCGGCGGCGGCGGCGGCUGCAGCCCUUCACGCCCAGAUGCGCUGGUACCCUUCCCCCUCUGAAGCAACCCAGCAAGGAUGGAAAUCCCGUCAGUUUUGUUAAGUAUUUAAUACCAUUCAGUACCUGAGUUUUUUCUGUGGAGUGAAGUGACAGGAUGUACGGAGCUCUGCGUUAAUUUAAUCAGGUUUAUUUAAUGGACAAAGGUGCAUUAUGGACUUUUUUUCUUUUCCUUCAGAUCUUUCUGAAGGUGUUUUGAACUGAAACCAUCUUGUGGACUACAAAAAAUGAAGCUGAGGCCUAUCUGGCUAAUUACUACGGUACAAACUUUGCACUUAAAACCCUGUGCAAGGCCACGUUACUGCAGAAAUGGACCUGUUUUGCUGACAAAAAUGAUAUAGCUGCUCUUCUGGGGGGGAUGUGAGACAAUCAUUGUGCAUGUUAAAGUAUCUGGCAUGAAUUAGAAUGCAAAGUUGUGUAUCCUUGUUUUAUAGUGCUUGUGUUGCCUUAGCAACAGGUCUCGGCCUAGUCAACUGACCCUUUGUUUUCUGUAUCUUAGGCUUGCUUCUGUGAAGGUUUUUGGCUUGAGUUGCUUAAGAUGUUACUUGCAAGAUAGAGGCCAAUUUCUAGUUAGUUUUUUUUUUUGUUCAAUGUGGACAACUUAUGCACUGGGUAUUUUUCUUUUACAAUAUCAACAGUCAAACGUGUCCAGGAUGGGCAACUACUUCAAUGACCCAGCUUCUACAGACAAUAUGAAUGCAUCUUCAUUUGACAAAACCUGGUCUUGCCAAAAUAUCAGACAGCUGUUUGGAGUAUAUCUGAACAAAAGUAGUACAAGUAUUUUUGUACGUUUGUGUAAUUAAUAAAUAUUUAUGCAUUUUGUGCAAUUAAGUAAUCUGUAUAAGUUAAUGUUUAGACUUUUUUUGAAAAAUGCUGAUUCUAUCUAUAUCCUGUUUGAAGUAGUUAAGUGCAAUUGUAUUUUUUUUUGGGCUUGGUGUUAAAUAAGUAUUGACAGUGGCUGAACUGUUGGAUUUAAAAGGACUGCUGACAUGAGAUUGCUGUAAAAUUGCUGAUCAGAGAAUGUGAAACUGGAUAAUAAACAGAUAAACCUAAAA